CCCUCAGUCUGUCAUUGUUUUCUCCGUUGCUCCCCGGUUGCUCCCUGUGCUUCGCUGGCGACGUGAAUCCAACGGAAAGAAACAGGCAUGAUGUUUCCGAAGGAGAGAAAUGUACCAACAAAUCCCACAACCCCAGCGGUCACCCAUGGGUGGACCGGCAAGACGUGUUUGACCCUCACAUCCAUCACCGGUCCAUCAUGCUCAGGAUCAUCUCAGGGGUCAGGUCCCCGUUAGGCGGGGCCUCAGCCAGCUGCACCUCCUGCGCAGCCCCCUCUUCCUGGGGUAGCUCCUCCAUCUGAAUGGUCGACUUCCCUCCACCGACCACCACCUCCUCUGUGGCCUCCUCGUUGCCGUCCUCCUGGUCAUCUUGUUCGGCGCCAACCUCCUUCUUCACAAUUAUGUCAUCCACCUCUCCAGUGACCUCGUCCUCCACACGAAUGAUAGCAGCCGCUGUUAAGAGAGUUACAGCAACCGUGCCUCAGCAACAGCGUGCCGUGUCUCCCCAAUGGAGCUGCCGUUGGGCGGACCAGCGCUCAGGCACUACACCCAGAGCAGACCGAGACCUCACCGACAAAAACUGAACUAUCGUCCCAGCAGACCGCAGGAGACCAUAAUUGAGAGUGACAAUGAAGUCCUUGAGCUCAUGGGGAGGGUGGAUGAAGGAGUUGAAGAGUUCUUUACUAAGAGAGUACUUCCUACAGAUGCACUAAAAAAGCAAGAUGAGGAAUCUAUCACGGUUCACGAAGUGGCUCCUGCGAGCUCUGUCCCUUGUCCACCCCCGACGAAAACACUCAGGAGGAAGCUUGGCGAUUUCUUUACACUCAAAAAGAGGCGAGGUCUGAAAUCAGAAACAAGCCACGAGGGGCGUCCCAAAAAGGCUUCCAUCGCUGAUCUCAUCCGCCCGCUCAGGGAGGUCGCCAGAGCCGAGAAAGAAAAAGAUAAGGACAGAGUGAAGGAACACGACAAGGAAAAUGAAAAGGAGAAAGGCCAAGAGCAUCCCAACGCUGCUGGAGAGUCAGCUGUUCAGGAGACACCUGUUUCUGGUGCUCCGCCGCUGAGGGCUGAAGGGGUGCCUCCCCGCCGAGCUCUCAGAGAGGGGAAGUCCCAGUCUCUCAUUUUGCUCUCUGGAUCAGCAGCAGCGGGGACCACUAACGCCAGAAACACUACAAAGAAACAAUUCGAAGGCCAACAUAGCUUUGAACAGAAACUCCAUCUCAUGCUUCAACGUAUUGGAGUUUCCAAAGCCCAACCAGGAGAGACACAGAAUCAGGAGGGAGAGAUGAAAAAAGCAGAAUCUGAAGGUACAAUCAUUGACAGUAAACCUGAGCCACCACCUACUUUCACAAAACCUCGAACGAUGUCGGCGUCGUCAGAUACAAGGCAUCAGAUUCGCCCAAGUGUGUCAGCACAUGAGUCAGCUGGGAAACCUGCUCUGCUUCCAAAGCCAGUUAUCAAGCCGGUUCCAACAUCCGGCCGCAACACUCCUGAGAACGAGCUAGCUCAAAUACAGGAAGGGGAGACAAACACGCCCACUAAACUGAGUCCAACUGCAGCCCCGUCUACCCCUGCUGCUCCUGCCCUCACUGCUACCACCACUCCUACUGUACUGACAAUCUCAAACUCAGUCCCUGACUCAACCAAUUUUACAAUUUCCCCUUCAAGUACUGUACCGUCCUCUGACACCGAUAUAUGCACUGACUCUGUUAACCCUACUGCAGCAGCUACAACACCCACAAAUGUUACAGAGCCCGACAGCAAACCCUCCAUCCCUGAAGCCACUACCACUGAACUACCCACCGCCACAUUUCUGACAACCCAUACAAGCUCCACUACACCCACAGAGCCCCCCGCCACUGUCUCAGUUACUUCCACUUCCUCUGAGUCCAUUACUCCAAGCCUCUCUGUCACUUCCAACUCAGCAACAAUAACUGCGCCUUCCAUUACCACCUCGGAAACUGUUUCUGCUCCUAGCAACAAAAGCCCAGUUUCCACAGCAUCAACACAUCUGUCAACUGAAUCGGCUUUCCCAGAGCCAGAUGGUAUUCUCUCAUUUGCUGCUGCUGCUCCUGAUGCAGCUAUUUCUGUCAUCACUACAUCUUCUUCUUCUUCUUCUUCACCCUCCACCAGCACAUCAGAUAUGCCAUCCGGCUUGUCUACUACCACCAAUUCAGUUCCUGAAGCUGGUGAUGAGUCUACUUCAGUCACCUCCGCUUGCUCUGUAACUUUAGUUUCAUCAGUCACUAAAACAACAUCCCCACCUCUGAACUCAAGUGAUACUAUUACAACUCCAGUUACGCCUGACGGACCCAUUAUCACUUCAUCCUCCUCUGCCCUUCCUCCCACCAGCUCCAUCUCUUCCACCACCACCACCACUACAAGCCCAACAUCCACCGACUGCAUGAACUCUGUGACUCCUUCCACCAUUACUCACCCAGGCACUUCUAGCCCCGCAGAUAACUCUGCUCCCUCCACUUCUUCCAGUGAAACAAACCCUACAGACACCACCACCACCACUACCAGUUUAAACCGUGCAGACACCACGUCCACCACCAGUUCAACAGCCGCAACUGCAAUUAGCUCCCCACUCCCGACUGACUCAGACCCACCUUACACUAAUGUCAGUACUGCCCUCACACCGACUAUCUCUGACAUCCCCACUACUGAUAACUCAAGUGCUACAUGUCACCAUUCGACCAGUUCAGCCCCCUCUAAUGAUAGUCCAGGCCAAGAUAACGAUUUACAGACAUCUCCUGAAGAAAGAUCCAGUGUAGAACCUACAGAGAAGAGCACAGCAGAUGGGGAGCUUGAGAUGGUUAAAAAGAGCAAGCAAACUGAGAUGGAUGAGAGCCAGAAAGUCAUGGACGGUGGGAAGGAGAGCGAGAGUAAAAAUGAGAAACCGGCUCCGGUCAACAGCGAUGUGAUAAAGGAACAAGCGCAGGAACAAAGUAUGAAACCUGAAGAAGACACAGUGAAAACAGAAGUGGGAAUGGCUGAACCUACAUCAGGGAAAGAUGGUGCGCUGCAUAGCGAGGGCGAUGAGGAGGUGGUAGGAGAUCAAAAACAAGACGAAACCAAGUCAGUGAGUGAGAAGUAAAUCAGAAAUAAAGAAAUUGCUAAAUAUGGGACCAACUACUGUGACAGGGGCAGGACAGACCACAGUAAAGGGUAAGGGUGGGGGGAAGGGGGGGGGGGGUAUGUUCCAUGGCACUUCCUACAGGGACCAUCACAUUACAGCAGCACACCACAAAGGGUGGGCCACUGGACCAAAGAACUGAGAUCCCCUUGGUGUGAUGUAAUCAACAAAUCCAGCAGUGUCUUUGUCCUUUUUUAACUUAUGUUUGAAUUUUUGCAUUGCACGUAUGAUUAUGUACCAUAAGACAACUACUGUGGUAAAAUACACCAUGUUUACAAUAGAUGGAUAAGAGACAUAGUUAUGAAUAUUAAAUGGAAUAUUGAAUUGACUGA
Molecule: messenger RNA, 3465 nt
Organism: Micropterus dolomieu (smallmouth bass)
Lineage: Eukaryota; Metazoa; Chordata; Actinopteri; Centrarchiformes; Centrarchidae
Product: mucin-5AC-like
Exons: 10
Coding region: 506-3094 (862 amino acids)
Source: RefSeq, a predicted model, not a curated record